UUCAUGCUACCUCCAAUGCGACCGGCGAAUUUGACAUGGCGGAAUGAAAAUGCUGCUGAUGUGCAUGCUAUAUCAAUUGACACAGAUGCUGAGAAGGAAAAAAUAUCUCUGGCUUUCCGUAGCUGUCUUCUUGCUUCCCAGUAUCUUUGGCUUUCCGUAAGCUGUCUUCUUGCUUCCCAGUAUCUCUGGCUUUCCGUCGUUAGGGCUGGACAUCGAAUCAGAGCUGGACACCGAAUCCAGGUGGGUCUUCUCCAUUUCCUCCUGUAG
Messenger RNA from Rodentolepis nana, 267 nucleotides. NCBI's taxonomy places the organism in Eukaryota, Metazoa, Platyhelminthes, Cestoda, Cyclophyllidea, Hymenolepididae. The record is from the annotation of a GenBank genome assembly.